Mesorhabditis belari is the source of this 960-nucleotide messenger RNA. Lineage: Eukaryota; Metazoa; Nematoda; Chromadorea; Rhabditida; Rhabditidae. The record is from the annotation of a GenBank genome assembly.
AUGACGCAAACUAUUUGGAGGACAAACAGUGGAGUUUGGCUAAAAGAAACAAUCUACGUUAUUGGGGGCUAUGCUCGAAAAAAACCAACAAGCACUGUUUACAGUCUUGAAGUUCGAGCAGAUCUUCCUCUGAAGUGGAUUCAGCGUGCUUGUCUCAAUCAGCGCAGAUUCUCUCACGCUGCUUGUGUGCUUCAUGGAGUCAUUUACACUGCCGGCGGAUUAGAAUUUGUUAACAAUGGAACUCAUCAAGCUUUACGCCAUGUCGAGUGCUACGACCAGCUCAAUAACCAAUGGAAGACGUUGAGGCAAAUGCAUUCGCCUCGCUCAGAAAUGGCUAUUGCAGCUGGAAAUGGAAGGAUUUAUGUGGCUGGUGGUCGCAAUGAUCACGGUGUUAUCUUAAGCACCGUCGAAAUGUAUCACCCGGAUAACGAUGUAUGGAUCGAUGUGGUUGCAUUGCCCGAACCGCGAAAAGCCGCUUCGAUGUUUUUUGAUGGUCGCUCAUUGUUGGUAGCCGGUGGAUUUACCGAUGCAAACAUGGCUACGAAGAAGGUAAUUCGCUGGAGUCCGGGUACAUUCAUUUGGCAUGACCAUUCAACUUUGAAUCUUGGACGUGUAAAGAUGGCUUCGAUUAUACACGAAGAGAAAAUUUAUCUGAUUGGUGGCCGGAUUUCAGCAUCUGAUGUUCGGGGUACCUCGGUCGUUGAAGUUUUUGAUCGAAAAGAAAAUUGUUGGAUGUUUGAUAGCACGCUUCGUUAUCCAAGACAAGGAGGGUUUUUGGUCGUCAUUCCUGAUAGUGCUGAUCUUAUUCUUCCUACUUUGAAGAAACCUCGACAGAAUUGCCUUCAAUCACAGAAGCGAUCGCAUAGUGUCAACAGUGAUGAAUCUGCAUCAGAAAGCGAUAUUGAACAUCAAAGGGCCAAUCAUUCAUCACAGUCGAGCACCUCUGAGACAUCAACUGAA